This is a messenger RNA of Akanthomyces muscarius, 924 nucleotides long. RefSeq lists its product as uncharacterized. Bases 1 to 924 code for a protein of 307 amino acids. The record is from RefSeq and is a predicted model, not a curated record. The transcript has 5 exons. NCBI's taxonomy places the organism in Eukaryota, Fungi, Ascomycota, Sordariomycetes, Hypocreales, Cordycipitaceae.
AUGCAAGUGCAGCAGCCAUCCGAACAGCAUUGCUUCGACCAGCACUGCGGACUGUGCACAUUUGAGCUGGGGGACGACGAGCCCAUCAUAGCAACCAAUGUUCUGGGCACCAGAUUUGCGCGGCUGACGAAACCGCGCAGUGAGUAUUGUGACUGGAACUGCAACCAUCCACACAACAUAGCAGCGGCAUUCCACGAAUCCUGCCUGGCCUACGCUGGCCCGUUCUUCUUACCCAUCGAGGAGUUGGGCCGCAUGAUCCGCCACAGCCUGAUCCCUGAACUUGGCGCCAGCCUCGCCAACCCUGCGCUGAUGGAAGAAUUCGCCGCUCGGUAUGUCAUGGAGCACACACCGUUCCCACUGGAGGUAUGCCAGCGGAUCGCGCCGUACCUGGUGCGGCCGUGCAGCGUUGCAGCAACGCUCUCCGUGAGAGGUGGCAAGCCGCGGAAAACUACCGUCUCGCUCCUUGGCGAAAUUUGGGUACAGUUCGUCAAGGUCCAUGGCGCGCCGUACGUCGCCUUCGUCGCCAACACGCCCGCACCCGCCUCGUACUUUGCCGGUACAGCUGUGCUCGUGUACCGACCCUGGCAGCAUGAUUGCGUGGUUCGCAUCAUGCAUGAUCCGUGGGGUGUGCGAAGGAUAGUGUUCAUGCGUGAAAACAGCAAACUUUCCGUUUCGGAGCGAAAAAACAUAUGGUGGGAGAAUCUGCGGCUGCCGACGACCUCCGAAAGCCAAGAGCUGACCAUUUUCAGCGAUGAGGUCAAGCUGCGCAGGAUGUGGCGCGACAACUUCAUGCUCCUCGCCGCGGGGAGCGGUGGACACACACUUGUACAUGCCGCUCCAUCCCGGGGAAUGGGUCAAGGUCGUCUGGGCCCGGGGUACAAGAGGUCAAACAUCAACAAUACUGGCACUGAAAGCUUCUUCUAA